Molecule: messenger RNA, 1594 nt
Organism: Schistocerca cancellata (South American locust)
Lineage: Eukaryota; Metazoa; Arthropoda; Insecta; Orthoptera; Acrididae
Product: dnaJ homolog subfamily C member 9
Exons: 5
Coding region: 72-866 (264 amino acids)
Cellular component (GO): cytoplasm; nucleus
Molecular function (GO): heat shock protein binding
Source: RefSeq, a predicted model, not a curated record
GCGCCUAAAAUCUGAAGGAGUACUCAGAAGUUUGUUUGUACGCUGCAAACAAUUUCUUGUUUUCAUUGAACAUGCCUAGUCUAGUUGAUUUGUGUGAAAAAUACUUUGGGCACAAAGACUUUUAUGAUGUUCUACGUAUACCGAAAAAUGCAAACGAAAAACAAAUUAGGAAAGCGUACCAUAGGCUGUCUCUGCUUGUGCAUCCUGAUAGAGUUGAAGAGCAAAAGAAGGCUGAAGCAACGGAGAAAUUUAAAGUUUUGGGAAAGGUUCAUUCAAUAUUGAGUGACAAAGAGAAGAAAGUGGUUUACGAUGAAACAGGAUCAUAUGAUGAGGAAGAUGAGAAGGCAGAGAGAGAUUGGAAUGAGUAUUGGAGAUUGUUGUUCAAGAAAAUCACAAUUGAAGAUAUCAACAGAUACAAGAAACAAUACCAAGGCUCAGAAGAAGAGUUAUCAGACUUGAAACGGGCCUAUACUGAUGGAAAAGGUGACAUGGACUUCAUCCUGGAAUCUGUACCGUUUAGUAAUACAGAAGAGGAGCCACGCCUUCGCUCAUUGCUGCAGGGAAUGAUUGACAGUGGGGAAGUUCCCGCAUUCCGUGCAUUCACUCACGAAACUCCUCGCAAGCGAGAGCGGAGGAAGAGGAAGUGGGAAAAAGAAGCCCAAGAGGCAGAGAAAAUGAAGGUGGAAAUGAAUAUGGAUGACGGGGAAGAAGGACUGCGAGCCAUAAUCCAGGCUAAGCACGCCCAGAGGACUGUCGACGCCGACGCGUUCUUCGACCAUCUGGCAGCGAAAUACAGUGGUGGAGGUGGUAGCGCUAAGAAGAAAGGUACGCGACAGCAGCCUGCGAGGAAGCAAGCCAAGAAGUAGUGCAGCAAUGGGCUGUGCAAGAGUGGAGUGAGGCUACAGACUGAAAACAAAUUUAUUUCUGGUGGAUUUUAUCAAUGUAUAACUUGCUAAAGCAUUGUUUAAGAACUUGUUUGACCCAAAUCUGUCACACAUAGUUUACCUUGAAUGAAAAUGUAAUUUGUGGGCCAUGUUAUACAUUUGUAAAUUUCUGAACAUUUUGAGAUAAGGUGGGUGUGUGUGUGUGGGUGUGUGUGUGUGUGUGUGUGUGUGUGUGUGUGUGUGUGUGUGUGUGUGUAACACUCAAAGAAAGACUGUCAACUGUUACUUGUACUUAUACUGCCAACUCCAACAUACUGUUCCUCUCCUUUGGUUCACAUAUACUUUGUUAAAAGUUAGUACACAGUUUUCACUUUAAAAAUGAGUUCUUAAUGUGAUUAAGUUUACCAAAAAAGCUAAAAACUGUGAUACAACUUUACUGUCCUACCAUCCACUUGGACCGCCAUCGUAUGAUUGUGCAGUGUGAGGUAGCAUUAUCUUUGUGUCUGGCUGCUUUAAGUACAAUGAAAUCUUUAAAAAGUGAUUAUUUUAAUUUGUAGUACUAGCCUUGAAUCAUUCAUGAUGAUCUGAAACAGCAAUAAGGGAUCCUUCAGAAUAAGGGGUCCUUCAAGCACCUGGGAAGUACUUGAGGUUCCACAUGUCGUGUGAAGGACAUCUAGAAAUUAGUGUCUGAAGGACACAGUACUGGAAAU